AAUUCCACCCAGCAAGUUGGACCAACCACAUCCUACUCCACGGUGGUCCACCAUGUCCAUGUCAGUGUCCAACAGUGGCAGCGUGCGCCUGGUCUUCUUAGGAGCUGCCGGGGUCGGUAAGACUGCUCUGAUCCAGCGCUUCCUCUACGACCGCUUUGAGGCCAGACACAGGCGCACGGUGGAGGAGAUACAUUGCCUGGAUCCAGAACCCGGUGCUCUCCAGCUUCAAAUUGAGAUCUUGGACACCAGUGGUAGCUACUCCUUCCCAGCCAUGCGCAAGCUGAGGAUCCAGCAAGGAGAUGCCUUUGCCUUGGUCUUCUCUCUUACCGACCCAGCCUCCUUCCAGGAGGUAGAGAGACUAAGGGAAGAGAUCCUUAGAGUCAAGGGAGAGACCAAUGUACCCAUAGUGGUGGUGGGAAACCAGACCGACCUCUUCCCCGGGGUAGAACCUGGAGCUGGUCAGCUAAUGGCUCUUCACGCAGCUGCCACCGCAGAACUGGAGUGGGAGAGCGGUUAUAUAGAGACCUCUGCUAAGGUCAACCACAAAGUAGAGGACGUUUUUGAGGAGCUACUCCGCAGAGUGAACUCGCCUUGCUGGUUAAGCCCGGCUCUAGAAAGACGCAGAGCCAGCGCACAACCAGAGCCAAGGAGAAGACAGCAGCGCAGAAGUCAGCAGAACUGCACCGUGUCUUAAACACCCUGACUUCUUAAAGGUUGAGACUUUGAGGACCACAAGCAGCUGCUAAUUUCAAGGACUGUUUGGUGCCAUAGGCACCUUGCCCCAUCGAGUUUGGGGUCCCUGGGUUCAUCCCACAGAUGAGAACUUAUGUAGUGAGCUAAAGGAGAACAAAAAAAACUGUAUGAACUGCAGAGGUCCUACUGACUUGGAGAAUGUCUCCGGGGGUUGAAAUAAGGUAUUGAACCGUGGCCUACGGUGAGGGCACAUAGACUGAUCUGUAAGAUUCGGGGUUACUGGGUAGACGUAAGAGUGAACGGUGCUGCAGACCAAGCAUCCUGGAAAUGUUUACUCUACCAGGGAGGGAAUCAUUCCUUAUUCCUUAAGGAAAAUAUUUGCUUAGUGUGAGCACAUGGCCGUGUUUUGUAGACCAAGGAACUAGGUGGGUCUCCAGUGGCUACCUUUUCCCUAAACUGAUCUGUUCUUCACGUGUUUAUCUGUGAUCAGAAUCCUGUCGUUACCAUCGAAUGUUUGCAUAUCAGUGUAAAUGAUCACGUUCCAAAGUAUGUAUAUUUACCGUUUUGUUUUUUUUUCCAAUAAAAA
Messenger RNA from Spea bombifrons (plains spadefoot toad), 1279 nucleotides. RefSeq names its product ras-related protein Rap-2c-like. The transcript has a single exon. Lineage: Eukaryota; Metazoa; Chordata; Amphibia; Anura; Pelobatidae. Gene Ontology annotation, molecular function: GTP binding; GTPase activity. The record is from RefSeq and is a predicted model, not a curated record. The coding region runs from base 53 to 694 and encodes 213 amino acids.